This is a messenger RNA of Coregonus clupeaformis (lake whitefish), 975 nucleotides long. RefSeq names its product adhesion G-protein coupled receptor F3-like. The record is from RefSeq and is a predicted model, not a curated record. NCBI's taxonomy places the organism in Eukaryota, Metazoa, Chordata, Actinopteri, Salmoniformes, Salmonidae. The coding region runs from base 1 to 975 and encodes 324 amino acids. The transcript is spliced from 2 exons. Gene Ontology annotation, molecular function: G protein-coupled receptor activity. Gene Ontology annotation, cellular component: membrane. Gene Ontology annotation, biological process: G protein-coupled receptor signaling pathway; cell surface receptor signaling pathway.
AUGGCUCAAGACUCUAAAAUCCUCUGUGUGUUCUGGAACACCACGUUGAAGGAAUGGUCUGAAGAAGGCUGCAAGUGGAAGGAAAUGGUCAACAACAGAAGCUACUGCGAGUGCACCCACCUGACCUCCUUCUCAGUGCUCAUGUCCAAGACCCCGCCGAACCUGCCCUUUCUGGAUGAGAUCACCUACGUAGGCCUGGGCAUGUCCAUCUGCUCCCUCCUCGUCUUCCUCUUCAUCGAGGCGCUGGUGUGGUCGGCCGUUGUGAAGUCCAACCUCUCGCACUUCCGCCACACAGCCCUGGUCAACAUCUCUCUAUGCCUUUUAUUGGCCGACUGCAGUUUCCUAGCCUCGUCCUUCCCCAGCAUCUCUGCAACCUGGUGCCUCAUCCUGACCGUGACCAAGCAUUUCUUCUUCCUGGCUAUGUUCUGCUGGAUGCUAUGCCUCAGCGUCAUGCUAAUACACCAGCUCAUCUUUGUCUUCCACCCGCUGAGGAAGAGGGUGUAUCUGCUCUUUUCCACCGUCCUCGGCUACGUCUGUCCCACAGUGAUCGUGGCAGCUACCUAUGUGUACUACAAAUACACGGAAAACCCCUACUAUGACACGAAAACCUGCUGGCUCACUUACGAUGGACUUCUGAUAGGGUCCAUUCAUUCAUUUCUUCUGCCCGUCGGGACGAUUGUUUUGAUGAAUCUCUUCUCCAUGUGUGUUGUCAUCAUGACGCUCCUAAAGUCCAAUAUCCCUGAUGGGAGUAAAGCCGACGAGAACGAGACAGCCAAAAGCAUCCUGAAAGUGGUGCUCUUUUUAACACCAGUCUUUGGGAUAACAUGGGUUUUCGGAUUCUUUGUGCUCAUUGAUUUAAACCAACUAAUGGUUAAUGUGAUGCAUUAUGCUUUCACCAUCAUAAACUCCUUACAGGGCUUCUUCAUUUUGCUGACUGGAUGUUUUGCAGAGAAAAAGGUAUUUGUCGAUCAUUAG